This is a messenger RNA of Penicillium argentinense, 2079 nucleotides long. RefSeq lists its product as uncharacterized. NCBI's taxonomy places the organism in Eukaryota, Fungi, Ascomycota, Eurotiomycetes, Eurotiales, Aspergillaceae. The record is from RefSeq and is a predicted model, not a curated record. Bases 1 to 2079 code for a protein of 692 amino acids. The transcript has 2 exons.
AUGACAUUACUAGCCACAGGUCCUAAUAUUCGAAAGCGUGGCCGACCACGAAAAUACCCAUCCGUGGAGCAGAGGCGCGAGGCUCGCACGAUUCAACGACGGCAUCAGCGACGGCGACAGUCCGCCAGGGCUGCCGAGGCUGCCAACUAUGCGUCUCAAAUCGGUCCGUACUGUGCCAAUCUCGCUCGCGUAACCGCCGAGCCUGUUGCUGGGCUUGUUCUUCCUACCACUCCCUCGUUUGCCCUUCCCCGAGAGGAACCCACGCUGCCUGGAGACAUUCAGCCGCUCUCGCUUCCUCUGAGCCCCACACCAACUGCAGUCAUUGAACCUGGAAGUGCCGCUCUCCCUCGAUCUCUGUCCGCCGACUCGACCUUUAUUUUGCCAGAUAGCAUACCUGUGAACGCAAAUCCAGAUCAUCAUCCGCUCGAUCCCUCACGGACUAGCGAAUCAUCGCCCGCGGCACUGAUCAGCGAGGAUAACGAAGAAUCUCCGAUCCGAUCCCCUAACCAGUCCGGCUGUGAUCAUACACGUAUUCUGAGCGACACGAAUGACGUGUGGCCUGAUGUGGACGUGCCAGAUCCUGACAUCAUCGUCGAUUCGGAUACCGAGCUAGAGAGUCCCACUCCAGACCAAGAAACGAAAAGUACCGGAGCGCUACUCGCGGAACAGCUCCUCCGGUCUCCCGAGUGCUGCAUUGAUUGCCAUACGCGAUAUAAGCACGAGCGGAACCCAGUCGGAUCACCGAGCCACGGUCUGAACGAGGUCUUCAGCUGGCCCUGUCCCGACGUGCUCAGCACUACCAGACUGGCCAGGUCUGGUGACCAAUUGAUCGAGGACUGGCCACCAGAACAGCGUGAAAAAGUCUUCUGCGGAACCGAUGCGGGACAACCCAGCAGCGUGCCUGCUAUCUGCUUGGCCCGGGGAGAACAGAAGUUAGGGCCAGCAGCCGUCCACUUCGAUAUUGACAGUGUCUUAGCUCAUGUAACCAGUCCAGCUGUCUGUUCCCAAGGCCUCUACUGGUAUCCUGUUCAGCGGCCGGUCUCGGACCUCCAGUCGGAUCUUCACUUAGAUCCACUCCCGGUUCAGUUCACAGAUGGCCACGGUCACCUACAUUGCGUCUCAGUACCGCUACAUCGCGUUAAGCACUACACGUUUGCCCGGGUGUCGGGAUUCGAGGAUGCAUCGAUCUACGCCCUGUUCCCUAGACUCCAUCAGCCCCAGCAGAAGUCUAGCCGACUGCCAGAUGAUCAGUUUCGGGUCUGGAUAGACGAUAUCCUCCUCCCAGCGGUCCAUCAAUACUACUCCGAUGCCCGGCUACAGCAUUUCCCUUCCAGUUUCAGUCAUAGCAACUCAAACUCAUGGGCGGCGUGGGCGGAGGGCCGAUCGAUCCAGACACAGUCCCGUCAACAGCUACUCAGCUACUUUCUGCCCCCCGAGCACCUAGAUCAUAUCUGGCAGGCUGUUCAUCAAAUUAUUCGAGCAAAGGGGCUAGACGAAUUCCAGGGGGUUCGUCUUUUCCUGAGUGCUAAGAACCUAAAGCUCCGUACACAGUCCGCGACCUGGUCCGAUAUGCAACAUCGGUUUCAACAGUUAUGGAGCAGCACUGCCAACCAGAGUUAUAUUCACGAGGUCUUCUUUGAUAUUGGGAAGGAAACAUGUCCUAUUACCCCCGAUUCUGGCCAGCCCAUCCGGGGGCAAACUCUGCUCUGGAAACAAUGCUGUCUAGACAAGCUUCUCCGCUCCCCGCUAGUCCAGAACCCGGGGAAGACAAUAUUUUAUCCUUUCUCGUUUCUCCGAGAUACAGGGUCCUUGACGAUCCAAACCCGGACUAGAUCUCACCUCCGUAAGACCGGGCUCCUUUACAGCCAGUUCUACAACUCGGUCAAAGAGAUCUUUGCGGCUGGAAAUCAGUACCCCUUCAGUAAUCCACUGUUAGAGGCUCCAGCCCUGGACCACGAGUCAUAUCAAACUUGGCAGCAUAUCGGGAAAGGUUUUCAUGACCGAAACACCCUCCAUCGCGCGUACAUCCACAGCAAGUCCCGCGCCAUUCUAUGGUGUCCUGGGAUCGCACCCAGGUAA